AUGUUGCAGCUUCUCGAUUUUCAGAAACAGAAAUUUCGAGAAGCAUUCACUGGACGGGUAGCGAUGAUCACUGUUGGUGUGAGCGUUAUCCUUGUUAUUGCUCUGUCUGGCUUCCGAGAAAAGUUCUGUUUCGAGGGCUGGUUUUUACAGAAAAUGAGACAGCUGGAAAGUGAAAGGAAGCAGACAAUUGGCAAAGCUCGAAUUGGUGGUCCAUGGGAAUUGCUUGACACUGAUGGUAAUUUGGGAGGAUCUGAACAGCUCAAAGGCAACUGGCUGCUGCUGUAUUUCGGUUUCACACAUUGUCCCGAUGUUUGCCCGGAUUCGAUUGAAAAAAUGGUCGAAGUUGUAAAUAUACUAGAAGCCAGCGAAGAAAAGAUCAAAGUUAUUCCGAUUUUUAUAUCAGUCGAUCCAGAACGCGACACCACGCAGCGAGUCAAAGAAUAUUGUUUGGAGUUUUCGCCAAAAAUAAAGGGCUAUACCGGCUCACCGGAGCAGGCAUGUGUUUGUAUUUUUCAAGGAAAUUUUUCUGGUCCUUGGUUUUUAUAA
Gongylonema pulchrum is the source of this 546-nucleotide messenger RNA. Lineage: Eukaryota; Metazoa; Nematoda; Chromadorea; Rhabditida; Gongylonematidae. The record is from the annotation of a GenBank genome assembly.